AUGAAACCAACCGUAAUUCUUAUCACAGGCACCAAUCGAGGAAAGUAUUUUGUUCCUACUUCGGACCUACUCGAAUUAACUCUGACAAUAGGCAUCGGAAAAGGUCUGGCAACCGCGUAUCUCGCCAUGCCGAAUACCACCGUCAUUGCGACAGUCCGAGAUGCUUCCGUUGAGAGCACAUUCGAGUUAUCCUCACUAGCGAAGGGGUUGAACUCUCACUUGAUUAUUAACCAGCUCAGUUUGGAUGAUCCUGCAGGUGCUACUCAGGCAGUCUCGCGAAUUCAAAAAGAGUAUUCCGUUCAUCACAUCGAUGUUGUCAUCGCUAACGCGGGUAUCUGCAACCAUUGGGGACCCGUUCAAGGCAUGGAAGACGCCGAUAUGGUUGCCCACUUCGAGGUAAACACAUUGGGUCCACUAAGACUGUUCCGGGCAGCAGCGCCGUUGUUAAAAGCCAGUGGCCAGCCUAAAUUUGUUUACGUUUCCACCGCGCUGGCAAGCAUUGCUGGAUUGGAAAACUCACCGUCAUUGACCGCUGCAUACGGAGUUUCGAAAGUUGCGGGUAAUUAUUUGAUAAAGAAGAUUCAUGGCGAAGAUGAGGCCUUGAUUGCUUUUUCAAUUGACCCCGGCUUCGUUCAAACUGAUAUGGGCAACCGGGGCGCCCAAGCCGGAGGCUUGGCUCAGGCCCCGGUGACUAUUGCUGAAAGCGUAGAGGGAAUUAUUGAGCAGAUCAAGAUCUCAACAAAAUCCACAACGUCUGGAAAAUUCAUCCAGUUCAACGGUGGCACUUUGCCAUGGUAA
Penicillium canescens is the source of this 798-nucleotide messenger RNA. RefSeq names its product SDR family oxidoreductase. The transcript is spliced from 3 exons. Bases 1 to 798 code for a protein of 265 amino acids. Lineage: Eukaryota; Fungi; Ascomycota; Eurotiomycetes; Eurotiales; Aspergillaceae. The record is from RefSeq and is a predicted model, not a curated record.